Pelobates cultripes (western spadefoot toad) is the source of this 19653-nucleotide messenger RNA. Lineage: Eukaryota; Metazoa; Chordata; Amphibia; Anura; Pelobatidae. The record is from the annotation of a GenBank genome assembly.
CCAUAGUGUACUGAACAGUCAGGAUUCAAGCGCUCAGACUGAGAACUGCCUUCUGAUUGGACAAGGCAUCACCCACUUCUAACAGGAAGUGACGUACCGAGCUUGGCUUACUGGCUACAGAUGCGCAUGUGCGAAGCGAGGAAACCGGACAUCUACACCGAGACCGUGCGCGCACCCGGGGCUAGGUGGGAGUGCGCUGGGGAGGUGAAGUAUAGCGCAGUAGUGAAUGAUACAAGUAUCACAGAGAGAGUGGGAGUAUGUGAGAGCUGUAGGUUCGGGUAUCUACGGGUUAAAUGCGUGUGUGAGCCAGUCACGUACGUAAUAUAUGAACUGAACACACUGCCCGGCGAAAAAACAACAACAUUAUAAGAGUCGUGUUAUCAAUGUAAUGCUUAUUGUUCUCUCAGUGUGCUAAAAAUGUGGAAACCGAAUUCCAAAAUGUAGAUUAUACUGAGAGUAUAAAGCUGUGAGAGGAGCUCCUCCGUGCAGCUAGUUCUGCCUACAUUUUAUAAUUUGCUUUUCACUUCAUUAGAGCCAAGCAAUAAUCUGAGAAAAUGAUUCGGUAAUAAUCAAGACGUCAAGUACUCUGCUACGUUUGCUAUCCUCUUCAGUUUACUGAGCUGCAUCUGGAUAGUUCCAUGUUUAGAACUCCGCCAAAUCAGCCAGAAUGCUUCUUGCAAUAGCUCAAGAUUAUGAAGCUACAUGGUCUAUUUUCCCUUCCCUCCUCUAUUGUUAUCCCUCUCACAAUUGUCAAUCGGGUAAGGGAUUAGGAGGGACUACAUCUUCUGAUUCCUCUUUAUUGAAGGAACCCACAAAUACCAUAACCACUACAGUCAACUGUAGUAGUUAUGGUCCCAGUAGUUCCAUCCUAUGAAAAAAUUCAAACUGUUUAGCAGGCAUAAACCCACAGCCACAUCUGCCACAUUCAGUCUUGUCCAGCAGGAGAUGCCAGAUUGCUAAGUAGACAGCAUAAUGGCAGUGCUCAUUAGUUAAAGGGACACUAUAGUCCCCAGAACCACUAUAGCUUAAUCCUGCAGGCUGAGCAAUGAAAAACGCUGGCCUUUCAGGGAAAAGACAGUGUUUACAUUGCUGCCUAGUUACAAUUCAAGUGGCAGUAACUGGAGGUACUUCAUAGUCCAGUACUGCACAGUGUGCAGUACCUAAGUACAGACUCUCCAUGGUCUGCAUGGAGCCAGUAAAUGCUUUUCAUAGAAGUACAUUGAUUCAAUGCAUCUCUAUGAGGAGAUGCUGAUUGGCGUUGUGUGGUGUUUUGCUGUGCAUGCGCAAUUACCUUUUUACUCGACAGAGAGUGGGUGGGGGACCUAAACAUUUAUUCCAAAAAUUUAGUUUGAGGAAUGCUUGUUUGUAUUCUUAACGCUAGUGUUCCUUUUAACCCCUUCACGACCGAGGACGGUUCAGGACCGUCAUCGGCAUUUUUGCCUUGCAGACCGAUGACGGUCCUGAACCGUCCUAACGGUCUGAGUUACUUACCUGAUCGCCGUCGUUCCCCCGGCGGCGAUCAGCGUGGCUCCGGUUGUGGGGAGACUGCCUGCAGCCCAGACAGUCUCCCCACACUGAAUUAGGACCCCUGUGGCCAUGUGAUCGCUCAACAGAGCGAUCACAUGGUCACAAUAGGUGUCCAUGUGUCUGACUGCAGGGGGACUGCCUGUGCUGACAGGCAGUCUCCCUGCUAGUGUAAAAUAAAAAAAAAAUAAAGUUAGUGUUAACAAAAAAAUAAUUAUAUAUGUGUAUAUAUGAUAUAUAGACAUAUAUUAUACGUAUAUAAUAUAUGUCUAUAUAUCAUAUAUAUAAUGCCAUACUAAGUGUAUUUUUAUAUUAAUAUAAAAAUACACUUAUAAUUAAAUUACACACGUGUGUAUAUAUAUAUAAUAACUAUAUAUAUUGUAUAUAUAUUAUAAAUAAGUAAUUUAAAUUAAAUAAAAAAUUUUUAAAUAAUAAAAAUUUUAAAAAAUUAUAUAUCUAUAUGAAAUUUUAUUCUAACUGUAUUUUAAAAUUAAUAUAUAUUUAUAUCAAAAUACACUUAGAAUGAAUUUGUAUAUAUAUCUAUGUAUAUAUAAAUAAAUAAAAAUAAUACGAAAUAUACAUAUGUCCAUAUACAAAAUUACAUAAAUAAUUAUAGAAAUAUACACGUAGACUUCAAAUAUAUAAAUAUGCAUAUAUAUUUAAAUUCUACGUGCGUAUUUAUGUAAUAUUUUUACAUAAUUCAGUAAUUUUAUUGAUUGCAAUUUGAGGGACCUGCCUGCCAACCCAGGCCGAAAUUCCAGAGAAUUGAAUUUGCUAGCACUGUAUUUUACCCUGUAACGUUCUACGACACCCUAAAACCUGUACAUGGGGGUACUGUUUUACUCGGGAGACUUAGCUGAACACAAAUAUUAGUGAUUCAAAACAGUAAAACAUAUCACAGCGAUGAUAUUGUCAGUGAAAGUUACUUUUUUUGCAUUUUUCACACACAAACAGCACUUUUACUGAUGAUAUAAUUGUUGUGAUACGUUUUCAGUUUUUAAACACUAAUAUUUGUGUUCAGCUAUGUCUCCCGAGUAAAACAGUACCCCCCAUGUACAGGUUUUAUAGCAUUUUUGAAAGUUACAAGGUCAAAUAUAUGGGUCAAAUAUUUUUACAGUGAAAAUGGCCAGGUUGGUUACGUUGCCUUUGAGAGCGUAUGGUAGCCCAGGAAUGAGAAUUACCCCCAUGAUGGCAUACCAUUUGCAAAAGAAGACAUCCCAAGGUAUUGCAAAUGGGGUAUGUCCAGUCUUUGUUAGUAACCACUUGGUCACAAACACUGGCCAAAAUUAGAGUUCAAUUUAGUUUUUUUUACUUUUUUCACACAAAUAAAUAUGAAUGCUUACUUUGGCCAGUGUUUUCGACUAAGUGGCUACUAAAAAAGACUGGACAUACCCCAUAUUGAAUACCCUGGGUUGUCUACUUUAAAAAAAAUAUGUACAUGUGGGGUGUUGUUCAGAGAUUUAUGACAGAUAAUAGUGUUACAAUGUCACUAUUGAUAAAUUUUAAAAAUGUAUGUUUUGAAACCGCAAUAUCCUACUUGUACCUAUAGCCCUAUAACAUGCAAAAAAAAGCAAGUAAACACUGGGUAUUUUUAAACUCAUGACAAAAAGGAGUAAAAGAUUUUUCAAGUAAAAGUCAAAAAACAUGUAUUUUUUUAAAUUUUUCAUCAUAUUUUUUUAUUUUUUUUAAAAUUAAAAUACAUGAGAUUAUAUAACUAAUGGUAUGUAAAGAAAAGCCCCUUUUGUCCUGAAAAAAACAAUAUAUAAUUUGUAUGGGAACAGUAAAUGAAAAAGCGAAAAAUUACAACCAAACACCACAAAAGUGUAAAAAUAUGCCUGGUCGCAAAUGUACAACAUCGCAAAAACAGUCCAGUCCUUAAGGGGUUAAGCAUAUUAGCUGAGCUCUCUCUGUAGAGUAAAUCACAGCAGAAGUAGAACCGUACUCCCUGACAGGGACAUCUGACUACCUGCGCACUAUAUACAAUCCCUAUACACCUUUAACUAACAGGAGGUUUUUAGUAUCACUCCAAUGGCCAAUUAAGUGGAAGCUCACAUGCCUCGUUAAGGCAAUCAUCUUGCGUGAGUCCUACACUAGCAAUUCACCUUGCUGCUUUCAGUUAAAAGGUGAAAACUCUGAGGCAGGCUUUUUUUUUUUUAGUUCUAUAUACUUGGGCUGAUGUAUAUUAUAGCCAUUGCCGCUGCCAAGGAGUAAUGGGAAUUUGAGUACAGGGCUUAAUUUAGUGUGUUUUGUAACUUUAUUUGUUUGAUACAUAUUUUAAUCUAUAUCUUGUAUGGAAUUUGGAUAACUUUGUUUUGCUGAUAUUUAACCAAUCUCUGUAUUGUUAUAUAUUGUAUGUGCAUGUUCUGUGUGAAACGCCAUUUGCAAUUAGGAUUUCUGGAAAGUGGAAACACAUCACUUAUGCAUGCUAAAGAGCAGCAUGUGUACUGUUCUCCUCAUUUCUAUGUAGACUUAAAAUUCUGCUUGUGGUAAACUAAUCCAUUUCAUUGGGAUUCCUGCACUAGUUUGCUAUCUGUAGUAUAUGAAUUCUUUGUAAAAAUAUGCAUUAUCUUUCAUGAGUUAAAGGACCACUAUAGUGCCAGGAAAACAAACUCAUUUUCCUGGCACUAUACAGUUUUUGGGUACCCCCCACCCUUUAGGUCCCCCUCCCGCCGGGCUCAAGGGAGAGGAAGGGGUUAAAUUCUUACUUUUCUCCAGCACCCUGGACUCUCCUCCCUCUUCCGACGUCAUCCGCUGAAUGUGCGCAUUCAGUCAGUCCAUAGGAAAGCAUUUCUCGAUGCUUUCCUAUGGGCGCUGGUAUCUUCUCACUGUGAAAAUCACAGUGAGAAGCACGGAUGCGCCUCUAGCGGCUGUCAAUGAGACAGCCACUAGAGGCUGGAUUAACCCUAUUGUAAACAUAGCAGUUUCUCUGCAACUGCUAUGUUUACAGCAGGCAGGGUUAACCCUAGAUGGACCUGGCACCCAGACCACUUCAUUGAGCUGAAGUGGUCUGGGUGCCUAUAGUGGUCCUUUAACCAUCAGCAUGGAAAAAGUGAUGUGUGUUCAGGAAAAUCUGUUUGGUAAGGAGGCAUAGUAAUUGGGGCAUACACACGAAUUGCUGAACAGUUUCUAAAAGCACAAGAUAUAGGUAAUUUGUUACUUUGCCUCAGUAUGUAGCUGUUCACCACUGAAUCAAUCAGAACACGGCUUACUCAAUAAAGAAAGCAUAUACGUGUUGUGUUAAAAGAGCAUUCUACAAUUAUAAAUCUAUUUAACAUUAAAGGAUCACUAUAGGGUCAGGAACACAAACAUGUCUUCCUGACCCUAUAGUGUUAAAACCAUCAUCUUGGCCCCUCAUGCCUCCAUAAAUAUAGCAAAAUCUUAGUGUGCCCCCUUUUAACCCCUUAAGAACACAUGACAUGUCACGAUUCCCUUUUAUUCCAGAAGUUUGGUCCUUAAGGGGUUAAAAAAUAAAAUGUUUUUACUUCAUCUGUAAUCCAGUGCCUGGCAAUCUUUGUUGGGUUUCAUUUAUUGUAUUUUGAGAGCUUCUGUCCAAUGAGCAGUGGUCACCUUCUGGAACUGAAUGCAUUUGGAGAUGCCUCAGUUUUAAGUCUUACAUUUUAUAAAAUUGUCUGAUUCCCACAGCCAGCGCUUGGGAGUGGACAGAACUUUAAGGCGGAAACUCAAAGUUUUGUCAUCCUCUGGCUUUGCCGCAAGACAAAGUAGUCUUAUAAUAUCUUUUGGCUAUGUUGUAAUUUUACUGAAAUUCCAAUGUAGUCAAAAAUACCAUCAAUAUCAUCAACAUUUCUCUUUAUGGAAUUUGCUGGCGCUAUAUAAAUAAUAUAAUAGUAAUAACGAAAUACUCAAAAUUGUUGGUAAGAUAACCGAGCUACUUUAAAUCUUGAUGCAUAAAGAUGUUUAUCCAGCAUUUUCUUAAUAGUCCACAAAGAUGAAAAAUGGCCAAAACUUUGCUCUCUUUAUGAUUAGAGUACAACACUGCUGUUUCUUUUUUUCUGCUGUACUAAAACAGUCAUAAUGCUUUCGCUGGGUACUAAAACAGUCAUAAUAUGCUUUCGCUGGUUCUGCUUUAGUACUGUUACCUUAUUAUAAACCUUUCUUAACUGAACUACCUUGUGCACACCAGGUUGCUGGGUUGCUCAUGUGACAAAUGGCAAAUGCAGAAGUAACAGUCCCAAUGGGGGACGUAGUGGUGAUUCCCAGUGAUUGUGCCGAGGGUGAGGAUCCAGAAGAUGCAAAAACUCAGGUCAUCUUGCAGCUGCAGCCAAUACCCCAUGGGUAAGUAUUGUAAACCAGACUCUACUUGCUAAGUCAAAAAACAUAGCUCCUUAUACAUCUUUGUUCUAUGCCAACCCAUCAUUCCAAGUAUGCUCCAAUUGUGUUACUUGUCCCCCCACAGGUUUUGGGUCUUAGCUGACAUAAAUCUCUUCUCCAAUUUUCAAAACCAUUUAACAUUAAUAUAAAGUGUUGACAGUCUACUGCUUGACUUCAUUGUGCUUCUCUUUCCAACUGAUAUUUUUUCUUUUUGGCAGCAGUCCUUUUUUUUUUUUUUUACCAGAACAGCAUAGAUAUAAAGCCUUCACAGUUUCAUACCUCCUGAUGUGGAACUACACCACAAACACAUCCUGACACACUGUUUAACCUUUUGAUCCUCCUGCUUUUUUUCUCCUGGUUGUACUAAAUCCAGCUGUGCUCACACAGGAUUUAUGGGGAUGUAUCAGAUACCAAUGCUGCUGUUGUUUCCUUGGAAACGCACACACUCAAGAUGGGAGACACGCUGGGUAAGUAACAAUUUCAUUCCCUGUAACAGCUUUUGUCCAGCACUAAAUGAAGUAAUUUAACAGUAAAACAUAUGCUUGUGGUCUACAGAUGGUGGUACAGUGGAGCUGAGUGAGGAUAUUGACAUUGCAUAUCCAAUUACUUGUGGGGAAAGCAAGGCCAUCCUGCUGUGGAAGAAAUUUGUCUGUCCAGGAAUAAAUGUCAAAUGUGUUAAGGUGAGGGCAGUGGAACUGUGGGUUACAGUUGCCAUAACCCAUUCACGUAAGAGAUUUCAGAAUAUUGUAAAGCGCCCCGGAAUCUGUUGGCGCUAUAUAAAUGGCAAUAAUAAUAAAUGAAUUAUAAUUUUAAAGUGGGAUUUACACUUUGUAUGAACAAGACUGGGCAAAUAUCAGAAAUCUGAUAUUUGUUGUUUGUAAAAUUAUAUGAAUGCUUUGAUGUGGAUAAAUGUACUGUCUACAAAAACGCAAAAAAAAAUAUCUGUUCAACUUAAGUUUAUGCACUUGAUUUGCAGGUGGGCCUAAAAAAGGCAACUUCACUUGAUAAAACACAUUCAUUGUUUGAUCCAAUAUUAUUUAACCCCAUAUCACAUUUCAUAUUUAUGAUAUAUACCACAAUAUAAAAUUUACAUACAUAGUUACUCAGUCAGGUAGUUGAACUGGAAAAAUUAGCAGGGUUCGAGAAUGUUUUAAAUUGGUCUUUUUUACUAAAAUAUUUAGUCAAUCCUGAAUGUGCAUGUACAUUUUCACAUGUCCUAUCUAUCUAUUCAUAAAAUGGUGUGCUUGUAUAUUGAAUAGGGGCUACAACAUCCCUACAACUACCACAGAAGUAUACUAUUGCUUACUAUUGUUGCAGCCUGGUUUACUGGCCCCAUGUAUUUAACAAGACAGAUGUUUGCUUGUAUUAAUCUCCAACAGCAAGGUCUCCUUUCAUGCAAAAAUUUGGCUCAGAUUUAAAAAACAAAAAAAAUCAAACAAACUGGAAUUGUGUUGUGUUUUUUAGUAAGCAAAAAGGUUUUGUCUGCAUUGAAUAUUUUAGUCUAUUUUCAGUUUCCAUGAAGCAGAAUUACAGGUUUUACAUAUGCAUUUAACUUUAUCUUGGCUUUUAUUUAUGAUUACACUCACUCUUCUUUUUAGAAGUCAUGCCCCUAGUAUGAAAUUUGUGAAAAAUGUUUGAUACACCCUUUGCAUUAAUGAUUGUAUAAAUAUAUUCACGGGAAAAGGAAUUUUGUACAUUGAUGCUCCAUUCCACUUUAUAGUGGUUGAGUCUCAUACUGUAUCUCCUCUGGUUUCAGUUUAAUGAUCAGCUGAUCAGUCCCAAACACUUUGUUCAUCUAGCUGGAAAAUCUACCUUAAAGGACUGGAAACGAGCCAUCCGCUUGGAGGGAGUCAUGCUGAGGUGCGUACAGUUACCCUUUCAAGUGUAGAACUUGAACUAGUAUGUGGUAUACAAGCUAGCAAUCCUGUCAUUGUCAUACUAGUUCUUACAUUUAUAUAGUGUACAAUGAGAUUGCAUUGACUUUUGUGAACAUAAAAAGAAGAUGCCCCCUCUAAACAGCAUCUUGGUUCUAAAAAUAAAUGCAGAAUGUACAAUAUAAUCAUUUUUUAUGUGAAAAUCAUACAUGUUGAAAAAAACUAAUUGCUUGGCAUAUAGUUGAGAACGAACACUGACAGCUGUAUCCAAAUUGGGGGGAAAAUAUGAUGAGCAUUUACUACCUAAGAGAAUAUAAUUACUUGUAAGUAAUGAGAAUGUUACUAGAACACUCAAUAUCAUGUAUUUGUAUAAGCUAAAAGUAUUUUUAAAAUUUGCAUGCUAUAUUUUCUAUUUGUGAUGAUGAGCGGACUGGCGGGAAUUUCAAAUCUCGGCGGCAGAUUUAGCUGUGUUUUUUUUACAGGCCUUGGGGCUGUAGAAAACAAGCCGAUUGAUCUUUUGCUUCCCACUUCAUGGAGCCAUCGUUAUUACUCGUUUUGGACCCUGACAAUCAUGUUGUGCUGUGUGAAAUGUUAGAUUUCAUGUGACUAUUUACAUUUUGAUGGAUUUGGCGCUAAAAUUUUUAUUUUUUUUGUUCAACUUGUUCACUCCAGUGAUUUAUAAAUACCAACCAUGAUCACCAAAUAAUUCUAACACUUUGAAGCUAAUAAUAUUUUUCUGUAAAUACUUAAAUGGAUCAUAUUAACAAUUGCACUGUUUCCAAUGUAUUUCUAUUUUUCUGUCCUGCAUUGAUUUGUUUCUGUGUUCUAAUGUCCAAAAAAACACAACAUAAUUUACCUAAAUAAGCCACCUACAUUUAUUCUGUCUUAUGGUGGGUUUAGUUUGUAUCACAUUUGCAUGUCCAAAAUCUGAAUCUGAAUUAUAACUCUGGUUUUCUAUUUGUUCCUCUCUGCAGGAAAAUGAUGGAUUCAGGGCAGAUUGAUUUCUACCAGCAUGAUACAGUCUGCACAAAUACAUGCCGAAGUACCAAGUUUGACCUCCUGAUUAGUAGUGCCCGUGCACCAGUACCGGGGCAGAGCAACGUUGUACAGGCUUCUACCACAGGAGAAGGUAUAGGGUAGCCUCUUUAGGACAGGACCAUGUGAUACAGGAAUAUGGAUUUGAUUUCCUUGGGUUGAUUGGAGACACUGUUACAAUUGUUUCCUUAUACCUAGUAGAGCUGUGAGAGCUGGAUUAUGGCUAAAUGACAAACCCUAUGGAUAAAAGUGUAGUUUACCCGACGAUCUAUUCCCUCUGCAUACAGCGUUUAUAACAAUUUAAAAUGUCUCUGUGCAGAGUUAAAUUUUGAAAUGCUGCACAUACAGACUCCAAGCAGCAUGACAACUGCAAUAGACAAGUGGUUAUGGUGCUUGGAGUAACAGUUUAUUAAAUAACCCUGAAUGUUUUGACAAAUGUUCUUGAAUUAAAAGUGAAUUUCAAAUUUAAGGCCACAAUAGCCAAACUGAAAGCAUAGUUCAUAUUUUGACCAGUUAGUCCUAUUUUGAAAUUCACGUGGAAUUCUCAUUUUACUAAAUAACCCUAUUUAUGUGUGUGGUUAAGCAGCACUGUUGGGUUUUGAGAUUUUUAUAGAUAAAUGUCCUAGACUGCACCGGAUUUACUUUUUUACCUUUUGAAAAUCGUAUAGUGAGCAGUUAUGCAUGAUUACAAAGUUAGGAUUACUUUUUGUGUAUGGUAUACCUUGAAGAGACCUGCAGCCUAAUGGCAUUAUAGACACUGCACUGCAGUGGUUCGCUAGCUUGGAUUUAACCCUUUCAACAAAAGCAAAAGUGGCAAGAUAUGCCACCAGUGUCCUUGUGCUGUUCAAUGAUAAGAAGUCAAACAUUUUAAGGAUGGUUUGACAACCUAUGUGGUACCUGCCAAGUACACUGUGUCUUACUUCUCCAGAAAAAGAAGCAGCCAAAUAUCGCUAUAGGAAAAAAAAAAAAUCAUGGCUAAUGCAAAACCCACACUCAUGCUGAGAGCAUCAGCAAAGAGCUCUUCACCAAUGAGCGCAGUCAUAAAUUGGCUGUUUUAUUCUUUAGAGACGCCCCAGUUGUCAAACUUUUUGAUUGUUCCCUGUGAGAUGGCGCCAGAGAAAUGCUGACCCUGUAGCUAGUAUAGUGGUUAUAGUGCUUGAAUUAUUCUUUUAAUGACUGCACAAGCGUGUGUUCUGGUCAUAUGUGCAUCUUUUUAUAUAUUAUGUGUAGCUUAAACCUGCCCUAAAGGUAUAAAAUGGAAGAUUCUACGAUUUCCCUAAUCUAUAGCGCAGGGACAAACAUUUUUUUUACAUGGACACUAUGGCAACUAAAACAACUUGAGAUCGUUUUAGUCCUAUAUGCUGCAUUUUGUUGUAUGCUCAAAUAUGGAUAGGUUUUGGAAAGUUCUGUCUAUAGGCAUAGCCACCUCCCUCUUUCCGACAUCAAUCUUGCCUUAGUCCUGCAUAUACACAGCUCAGCCAUUGACCGUACUGGACAAUGACCCGAGCUGCAGGAAACCCAGAAGCUAUCCUGACAAGGAGAGGACAUCCGGUAAAUAGGUAGUAAAUAUUUCUCUCUAUGUGCAUGCCUAGUUAAGGUUGCUUUUAUAUCCCAGUCAUGUGUUUAUGCACCUGGGUAUGAAAGGUCUGUUUUGGGAUUUAAUAUUAUAACCAGCAUUUCACAUGUAAUAGCAAACUGAAAUGGAAAUUUUAAUCACUUUAGUAGCUCCAUAGGUCUUUGCCCGACCUGUCAGUUGUGAAUGAAAGUCUUCACAAUGAGGCUGCACAGCAUUGGGAACUGCACAGCCUCGUAGGUCUAUGAAUCUUGUGAUUAUUUCAUAGCAGAUGGUGAUGUCAUUAGCUAUGAAAGUGCUAUGUAGUAGAUUUACUCCUGAACAGGCAAAUGUCAUCUUCCCCUUCCAGUAGUGAUAAAUGUUGCUGGUCCACAGUCCACCGUGGUGGUAUAUAUAUUUCAUAAAACUAUUUUGCUGGUGUUGUGGCUUUAUGUUCACUGUAUGCAGUAAUAGAGAGAACCCAAUUGGUAUACCCAAUAUUACAUAAGCAAAGGGCUAUUAGCCUUACUUAUUGAAUUUCUUUUCAAAGGUAGCCUGUCUACAGUGGCUGUGUCAGAGGAAACCGUGGAAGAUGGAACAGUUGAGUGGGGCUCAAGUCUCACUGCCACAAUGCAACUAAAUAGAGAGGAUAGAAGCAAAAAAGAAGGAGAAGAGAUAUCUGGUAAGAUUGUGUACAGAUGAAUUUUGAAAAAGGAGUUGGUAGACUAACUGAAUUCUCACUUUCGUGAAUAACUCUAAUUGAAUUUAAAAUUAAAGGCCAGAGUAGCCAAACUGAAAGUUUUCUUAGAAUUAGCAUUUCCAUUUCUGCUAUUUUUAACUUAAAUUUGAGAUUUACUUUGGUGGGGAAAAAAGUCUAGUGUGACUUUAAAGGGUUACUCUAAUCUGCACUUUUGUGCUUGGAGCAGAUGUGCUUGGCAGCACCUGCAAGGGUAAACUUCUAUCUGCCAGCCCUCUAGCCUCUCUUUGUUUCUUAUUGCUCUGUUUUUGUAUUUUUAUUUUUUAACCACUACCUUUGUUACCCACUUCCAACUUUCUUUGCUUAGAGAGUGCAUGUGUCAAAUGCUUUUCUAUGCUUCCUUAUGUUUUAUGGAUAUAUUUUGUCUAUCUAUUCUCCCCUUUGUUAUAUGAAGUUUUGCCUCCUUAUACUUCCCCUUUUUGUUACUGAAAACUCGAUUUUUGCAAAUAUUUCUUUCUGACUGUUCGUUCGAAGUAAAGUCCUGUUAAUCCACAUUCAACUCAUCGGUUCAUUUACCUGUGGAGUCUUAUUCAAUUAAGUAUCUUGGAUAUGGAAUAUGGGGGGAGGAGGGGAGUGACGAAUAUCAAAGGAUUUCAUGAAUUUAAUUUUUUUUUCCCUGAAGAGGAGACUUUGCUGUUUUGGAAAGGUAUUUCUGAUGUGGGCCUAAUGGAUGAAGUUAUCAGCAAGGUUCAAAAUGAAAUAGAGGUUCUUUUGAGUGGUGUCCAACAACGAAUGAACGAUUCUCCAUUCCAGGUGGCAGGUUGGUACCAUAGACUUUUUAAAAAGUGUUUCAAAGUUGAAAAGCGUGGCUUAAUUGCCUUUUGUGAUUCUUACUGGAAUGCGAACAUGUGAAAGGUCCCUCAGGUGAUAAUUUACUUUUUUUCAUAAUUUAAAAAAAAGAAAAUUAGAGAGCUAAUAUGACACUGUGCAUGCAUGUGGUUUCUAAUAAUCAAUAAAUUGUACCUCAGCCCAUGUGGUUUUGAUGCUAGAAGUGUUCUCCCAGAAUAAUCUGUCAAAUUGAUUUCAAACAGUUUACACCAAGCAUGUCAAACUCAAAGGCUAACAUGGGCCAAAUAAACAAGGUUUAAGUUUAUGUGGGCCGCAACCCCCCCCCAAUCCUUACAUUUUCAUAGAAACAUAGGUUUGUUUUGAAAAGUACAGUAUAAAAAAAAACACACACAAUUUUAUUUAUUGUUCUCUACCUUUUGGAGCUGGUGUGGGGCCUCUCCCUGGGGUCCAGUGAGGAUCUUCUCUUGGGAGGUCUCCUGCCUGCUCCUCACUGCUCACUCACGUGCAGUUUAGUGAUGCUGGAAUGACGUCAUAUUCCGGCAUCACUACAGAGGGCGCGCAUGAGGUAGCAGUGGAAGGAAGACGGAGCUCCCUUGCUGCCGCCAGCGACCUGCAGUGUGGGGGAAGCAGGUGCCUACUCUGCCUUAGUAAGCAUAUAAAACUCAUGGCAAGCUGGGACGCAAAGAUAUUCAUUGUGGACCGCGAGUUUGACAUGCUUGGCUUACAUCCAUGAAUGCCAUGCCAUUCCAAAUAGUAGAGCAAUUUACUCUGGGAGAGCGCCAGGGCACUUCUGGCACCAUAAACACUGCAGUGGGCUGUAGUGGUCAUAGUUCCUAGAGGUUUUUCUUUAUUAUGUGAAACUACACUGCAUUUUUAGCCUAUUUAUUAAUUUUAUUUUUUAGAGUACUUAAAUUAACUUUUAUUGAUAACAUUAAAAAAAUGUUUAUCAUUCCCUAAUACUGGGAUAUGAAAGACAUACUAAAAAAAAAGUAUAUAUACUAGGAGACAGAACAAAAAAACAUUGAUAAUGACACUCAACAUAGGUUAGACUGAAAACAAAACAACCAAAAUGGUGCUCCUAAUUUAGAUAAAGUGUGUAUUGGAGGCAAAUGUAGCUGUUUGUAAAAACUCUCCAAAGUAGCAGUAUCGAGUAACAAAAUGCUUAAUGAAUCACCAGAUAUCACUGAGUCAUUCAGUAUAGAGGCUGCAAUCCGGUGGUUAGAUUUCUAUCAAAUAAGUGUUGAAAAGAUAAUAAAUUCUAAGGUUGUGGGUUAUGGCGAUCCCAUGGAUCUCUGUACAUAUCGUUUCAUAAAUUCUAAGCAGCAGGAAGGGUGCAAGUGCCAGUCGGUCCCUGUUAUGGUCUAAGAUUUUCCAAACUAUUUGUCCCUACAUAUUUGACAGCCAGCACUUGUUCCCCUCAUGUUGUAAGUCCAAAGUAGCAAAUAAAGCAGCUAGUGGUCCCCCCCUAUUUAAUGUUCCUCUCUUCCCCCCUCUAGUGUUCCUCUCCCCUCCCUCCCUCCCUCCUUUUUUUUUUUUUUUUAAAUUCUUUAUUUUUGCAGUGGGAAAAUUCCCUCUUGUUUUAAUGGUAGCGUACAAUCAAUCAUUACAAAGGAAUAAAAAGAAUACAAAUUUAACAUCACAUUAAGUAAUAAUAAACAUGAGUCUCUUUUGAUUGAACAUGUUAGCUUCUCUUGUGCGCUCCGUGACAAGUACGGGGAGGAAGCGGUGAGAACACAGAUCUGUAUAUCGCACCAGCUGGUCAUGCUGCUCAGGGUGUGCGGUAUGCUUUAACUUUUUGGCAUUCCGUGCGGGUUCGGGAUUAAUGGGUUGGUUUCUCAUUUUAGCAGCUCUAGCGGGCUUACUUUGUGCAACCCGGUAUAGCUCACUUUCGCCUCACGAGGGCUCAUGGUUAACUCAGUGAGUGUGUAUUGCCAGCUCAUUGACCGGGCUUAAAAUGUGCAGCUUGGUAUAUCAAGCCAACAGCUCAUGGGGGUUUUUGUUUACUUGGUUCAACUUGUUGGCAGCUUGAGCGGACCCAAAGUGGGCCGUAUAGCACUUCACGUUGGCCACCCCUGUAGGGAUACAACAUACUGGCUGCUCAUGUGAGUUUUCUUAAUAAAAACUAGAACAGAAAUAGGAAAAUAAAUGACUGAGGUACAUCCUGUUGGUGAGUCCCAUAAGGUCAAUGGUGUAGCACUUUAGUUGUGUGUAAUAACCUCAUGUUGGCGGUCUUAAUAGGUCUAUUGGUGUCGCUUAUUAACCACUCCCAUAGAAUGAAAAUAUACGCAUUGGCAAACUGCGGCGGCAGCACGUAUUAAAAUUUGAGUACACUCCUCCAUAUCACCUGUUCCCUACUCUAGUGGAGUGAGAGUAUUUAUAUAUAAGGGCAGUAGAGUAAUACAACAAAAUGGUAUUAAAUUGUCAGUACAAGACUACUAUCAGAGAAGCACAAUCUUGUUGGUUGGGGUAAUGAGCCCCACAUUGCCGUGGAUAAAUCUACAGACAUGUAUGCCCGGACUGAUUUGCUAAAACUGUAUUAUGAAAGAUACGUAAGAGACUCCAAAGUGUUUUUUCCUUUUUAUAUAUUCAUGUACCUACUGACCUAUAGCUGUACUCUUUUACACCCUAAAGACGGGAAAGAGGAAUGGGGGGGUAUAGGGAGGGGGGGUCGGGAAAGUAAUGGAAACCGUGUUAAAGGAUAGGAUUGUUGAACAUCUAAAAACACAUGGACAAUAACCGACCCAAUAGCCCAUGGGUAUGGUAGAAACUGUUAACAUCACUAUUAUCAUAUUAUAUAUUAUCUCCAACCUUAUGACUAGAUGCCACCCUCCUUAACUGUCAGGACUCUUGAUUAGUAAUAAUGACUGUUUCUAGCCAAUUUAUAUAAUGGAAGCAUGGGACAUAUGUGGCAUUGCAUGGUUUCUUGUUUUGGGAGCAAGUUUCUAGGAUAGGUAGUGCUGAUAUAAAAACAAACUAGAUGUUGUAUGUAUUUAUUUGUAUUUUUGUGUAUGCAGGCAUGCAUGUUAAAGGGACACAAUCACCAAAACAACUUUAGUUUCAUAAAGCAGUUUUGGUGUAUAGAUCAUGCUCCUACUCAACCCUCUGCCAUUUAGGAGUUAAAAUACUUUGUUUAUGCAGCCCUAGUCACACCGUCUCGCCUCCCAGCAAGUAAUGUGCAAAGCCUUCCUAAACACUUCAUGUAAAGUGAUAUCUUGUGUUUUUAUACUUUAUUGCACAGUCUGUUUUAAUUUAGAAUUUCUUACAUCUUGUUAACAGCUUGAUAAACCUUGCAGGAGCCUCCUGUGUGUGAUUUAAAGUUCAAUACAUCUGAUUGAAAAUGAAACCAAUUAUUCAUGCAGACUAUGUUAGUCUCAGCUAGGGGAGAUGUUGGCUUGGCCUGCAUGGACAAAAACAAAAAUGAUUUAACUCAUAAAUGGCAGAGAAUUGAGCAGUGAUACUUCAGAGGUAUGAUCUAUAGCUUUAUUAAGCUAAUGUUGUUUUGGUGACUAUAGUGUACAUUUAAGUAAGCAUAAAUGUUUCCUAGAUGCCUCUCUUGAAAUGUUGCGGCCCGUCUGCCCUGGGGCUGUUUUGUGCUGUGGCUCUCUGGUCCUUGUCUUGCCUCCUGUGGCCACAAGAGGGCAAAGUGCCUGUCUGUCUGCAGAGCAGGCCAGCCACUCACCCUUCCCUCCAGCUCGCAGUGCUAGAGGAGCAUGUGGCCUGCUUGAGCAGAGUUGGCACUGGAGGACGGGCUGCUCAUUGUAUUAAAUUGGGGAGGGAGCAGUGUAUUAUUUUGACGGAGGGAGGGGGCAAUAUAUUAUAUUGGGUGUGGUAGUUGGCAGUGUAUUAGAGUGGUAGGGGGGGGGGCAGUGUAUUAAUUUGGGGGCAGGAAAAGUGGCAGUUUAUUAGAGUGGUGGGAAGAGGCAGUUUGUUAAAUAUGUGGAAGGUGUAUUCAUUUGGGGAGGGAGGGGGGCAGUGUAUUAAAUUGGGUGAGGUAGUGGGCAGUGUAUUAGAGUGGUGGGAGAAGCAGGAAAUGUAGUGGUUGGAGGAGGGGCAAUGUGUUUAAAUUGGGGGGGGGAGGCAGUGUAUUUGGGGGAGGGACGCAGUAUUAGAGUGGUGGUACGGUGGGCAGUGUAUUAACUUGGAAUGGGAGGGGGGCAGUGUAUUAGAGUUUUUAUUUUUUUACCAGCUGUGCAAAAGCAUACAUUCACUAUUUCAGUCCUAUUACCAAACUUUCUUAAUAUGUCAAGGUAGUUGGACUGAAACAUUACUUUGAAGCCCUACGAGCAUAAGAACAUCCAGUGUCAGUUAGGCAACUUAUACUGUACUUUUCUAAAUAAAUAACGUUUCUAUGAAAACUGAAGUAUUUGUAUUUUUGCGGCCCACAAAAAACUUAAACCUUGUUUACAUGGCCCGUGUUAGCCUUUGAGUUUAACGUGCUUGGUGUAGUGUCUUCCUAUCCCAGAUUAUCUUAUUACUGAUAUAUGACCAUGUAUAUUUUGAAGUUGGCAUUUAGAAUAAACCAGUGUUAAAUCACUUGUUCUGUGAGGGGAAUAAAAUGACCUGUAUGACUCCUAAGUACCUUAUUGAAUAGGGUGACUUCCAUUGAUCCUCUCUACUCACUCUCCCUGAAAGAUGCCACAGUGCUCAGUAACAUUGCACACAGCUUUGGCUUUCUUGAUGCUGUUAAGAGAAUCCUGGAACAGAAAAAGAAUCAGACAGACCAGAGUGAAGAACAGUAUUAUUACACACUGACAGGUGAGCAUCCGUCAUUUACUUAUAUACUUCAAGAUUAUAAAAAAUGAAAUUGUUACGGUGUUAGUUUCUGAAAUAAAUUGACUUGGUCGUCACUAAUUCUAAUAUUUUCUGAACUUUAGUGCAGUAAUCAAUGCAAAAAUAAUAAUUUUACACCGUUAACAUAUUGUUAUUGGAUCCCUUUUCUUCUCAAUUUAUUGCUCUCUCAUAACACCCUAUUCUUCUGCUAUAUAUCAUAUGUAAUUUUUUAUGUAAAUGUUACUUCACUUCCUAAUGUAUACUUCUACCGUGAAGCUUUUAUGUUAUUGUUUUUGUUUUGUUAUGCCUCUGACAAUAAAGAAUGUAAAAGAAAACCUAUGUUGGUUUCAUUCUCCCCUCUCCUUAUCUCUACCACAAACUGCAUUUAAAAAAAAAAUAUAUUUACCAUUCCAUAACUCUAGGUCUUGGAAAUAAAAAUCUUAUUUAGAAUGUUUAGAGCUUGAACUGAAACAUUUUCUAUUGGAUUGAUGUAACAAUAAAGAAAAUGUUUAUUUCCCCAAAAAAUGGAAAUAAAAUGGCUCAUUUGUGGAAUGGCUAUUUGAUGUGUUGUUGAGCACUGGGCUUAAUGCGGUGUGUAUAGAUGCACACUGUGCAGCACUGGACCAUGAAUCGCCUCUAGUGGCCAUCUGAGUGACUGCCAUGAGAGUUGUCCCAAGGCAGCAAUUUCUAUGAAAAGGCAAUGUUUACAUUGAAAAGCCUGAAGGGGCAGGCUAUAGACACCAGAACAACUACAUUAAGUUAUAGUGUCCCUUUUAUGAAUUGCAUUUUUCUUGUUGAAAAUGAGUGUGUGUUUAGAAAAGACUGGAUCCUAACUUUUUUAGCUGAUUCUUAGAUUCCAAACAAGUUUGUCAUGCCCUGCUAUAGUGUUAGGAAUGCAAAUGCCAUAGUGAACUGCUCACUGGUUAUUAAACCAGUGAUCUGUAUUCCUUUUUCUUAUUCUCAAGGCAGACUUUCCCAAUGAUUUUCCAAAGUAUUCAUUUGUUAAUGAUUAUAUAUUUUACUAUCAUUUGUUAAGCUCAUACUUUGUAUUUCUUCCUAUGUGUAAAUAAAGAAUGUUUUAAAUGUUUACUUAAGAUCAUAACUGUUUUUGUACUCUGCAGGUUAAUAUGCAGUUAAUUAUUAUUCAGAUUAAGGAAUUUUAUUGGAAAUAUUUUUUUUUUUUUUUGUCUGGAGCAUACUUCCUGGAUGUCACUUAUUGUAUUAUGGCUGCAGAUAACAGUGAUAAACUCUGCAUGGUUCUCAGUCUGAUCUGUCAUUACAGCCCCAGGUAUUGUGCAGAGUGAUGGGAGGGGCUAAGGAUCUUGAUUGUGCACCAUAUCCUGGCUCUUUGGGGGUGGGUGGAACAAUACCUAAAAUGCUACAGUUCUGGAGGAGUUUAUGGAGGGAGGGGGUGGUAACCAGAAGCCAAUUAUGUCCUGAAUGCAAAAUAAUGUAGGUACACUUCUGAUAUUUUUAAAUGUUUUCUAAUAGAUGCUAAAUAAAAUACCUGUGUAAGUGAAUAAUUCCUGCAGAUAAUGUAAGAAAGGGGGCAGUUAAGCUAUUUAACUUUGUCAAUGGGAUGAGCACAGCAAACUAAUUUUGCAUUUCUGGAUACCUCACAUACAUUGCGCUCCUACUUAUACUAUGUUCUCCAUGAAUGAUGCCAGAUAUUUUAUUUUACACAUGUUUUUUUUCUUUUUGGCUUUUAAUGUAUAUAUAAUAAUAUAUCAUGUAUAUUUUUGAUACCAUAGAUCUGGAACGUCAGUUGGAAGAACAAAGGAAGCAGGAAGGAAGAAGGUCACCACUUCUUCAAAAUGUAGUUUUGAUGCCUGUGAACAACCCCAAACCACCCAAGAGACCUCGUCUGCAACGCCCAGCAUCUGCUGGCUCCUUGGGGACCACCUCUAAUCAACCACACUACACAGUUCUAUCACCACUCACUUUAGCUCCCGUUGGACAACAAUUCUCCUUGGGUGGACUGAGAUACACCACUGUGCUUGGCAAAGAUGGGGCAGGGGAUGCCCUAGCAGUACUAACAACUGAGAUGCAAGAAUCCGGCAGCUUGGCUGAGAUGAUGAGCCCUGUAGAGUUGGUAACCAUGGAUGCAGGACUCGGACAGGAGGGAGUUGGUGAUGAGGGGCAGACUAUCAUUCAGAUAGACCCAGCACCAGAUCCAGAAGGGGGGUCAAAGGUCAUGGAACUUGGUGAUGGAAAGGUGCUAGGAGUUGGUCAUUCUGAUGGAAUACACAAUGUAGAGAUUGUGGUGCUAGAAGAUGAUUAGGAAGGAUGAGCGUAAAUUGUGAAGGUCUGCUCCAAGUGGGAGGGAUUUUUUUUUUGUGUGUUGCGAACAGUAAAGGGAUUUAACGUUUCACUUUGAACAGUGAGAUUUGGCUUAUACUGAUGGACCUAAAUAGUAUCUUACUAAAUCAGACCUUCUGCUGAAAACUAUAUGUAUGCUUUUAUCCUAUGUGUUUUUCUGUACAGAAACUGUUAGAAAAAAAAAAAAAAUUAGAAAAUAAUUUUUUAAUUAAAUUUUCAGUGAGGUGUUUCUUUUUUUUUUUUUUUUUUUUUUGGUCCACAUAUCAGAAACACAAUUACUCACAAAUUAAAUCCUAAAAUGCCUGUUUGAUUAUUUCAACUUUUUUUUUUGUGGUACCAGAUGCAAUAUAUUUUACAGUUCAAUGUUAAAUUAGCAUAUAUAUUCUGCAGUGUUCUAGAUGUAGUAAAUGUAACCUGCAGAAACAUGUUAGAAUAAUUAUCUUUUAUAUAGCAACACCAUAUUCUACAGUGCUUUACAAUAACACCAUUGGUAUGUAAAACAACAUGGAGGUAAAUAGGGCUGUGCUCAAUCAAGCUCACAAUCUAACAGGAUGGAAAAGAAAACCGGUAAAAAUGUGUCAGAGUGGAGGAGAGGAUUAUGAAUAUGAUGCUUGUGUUUAAUUAUAGAAGAGUAGUGAAUGCAUGGAGUGUAGAGUGGAAGGAAGGGAAUGUUGAGUAGACUGUAAAAGCACAAGUAAUCCUGC